Molecule: messenger RNA, 1401 nt
Organism: Mycena indigotica
Lineage: Eukaryota; Fungi; Basidiomycota; Agaricomycetes; Agaricales; Mycenaceae
Product: Pyruvate carboxyltransferase domain-containing protein
Exons: 5
Coding region: 10-1401 (463 amino acids)
Cellular component (GO): mitochondrion
Molecular function (GO): homocitrate synthase activity
Source: RefSeq, a predicted model, not a curated record
UCGACCUUCAUGUGCCCUCACGAAAACGCUCAAGAUAUUCCCAACUCCGAGAUGGUGGAAGUUCCCUUGUCCAACGGAAAGCGGGGGACCAACGUACCAGUCAAUGGAUUCAAUGGUUAUACCAGCACACCGUCGCAACUGAGCAAUCCCUAUGCCCCUCGACCUUCCGAUUUCUUGUCCAAUGUCUCUAAUUUCAACAUCAUAGAGAGUACCCUCAGAGAGGGGGAGCAAUUUGCGAACGCCUUCUUCGACACCAAAACCAAAAUUGCCAUCGCCAAAGCGUUGGAUGCAUUUGGGGUGGAAUAUAUUGAACUCACAUCGCCUGCUGCUUCUGAACAGUCUCGUGCAGACUGCGAGGCUAUCUGCAAGCUUGGGCUCAAGGCGAAAAUCCUAACUCAUAUUCGAUGCCACAUGGAUGAUGCUCGCAUUGCUGUCGAGACUGGCGUCGAUGGGGUGGACGUCGUAAUUGGAACUUCCUCUUUUCUCCGCGAGUUCUCUCACGGCAAAGAUAUGGCAUAUAUCACCAAAACGGCCAUCGAAGUCAUAAACUUCGUCAAGUCAAAAGGAAUUGAAGUUCGUUUCUCCUCAGAGGACUCAUUCCGAUCCGACCUCGUUGAUCUACUCUCCAUUUAUCAAACGGUAGACAAAAUUGGCGUCCAUCGAGUUGGAAUUGCGGACACUGUUGGUUGCGCCAACCCUAGGCAGGUCUAUGACCUCAUCAGGACGCUCCGGGGUGUGGUUGGCUGUGAUAUCGAAGUUCAUCUUCACAACGAUACUGGGAUGGCCAUCGCUAACGCUUAUACUGCCCUUGAAGCCGGCGCUACUCAUAUCGACACCUCCGUCUUGGGUAUCGGUGAGCGGGUUGGUAUCACACCGUUAGGUGGGUUAGUGGCCUGCUUAUAUGCGGCCAAUCCGGAUUAUGUCAAGAGCAAGUACAACCUGCCUAUGCUGCGCGAAAUCGAAAAUCUGGUCGCUGAAGCUGUUGAGGUGAACAUUCCAUUCAUGAAUCCCAUUACGGGCUAUUGCGCUUUUACACACAAAGCCGGUAUCCACGCAAAAGCCAUCUUGAAUAAUCCUAGCACAUAUGAGAUCCUGAAGCCAGAAGAUUUUGGCCUCACACGUUAUGUAUCGAUUGGACAUCGUCUUACAGGCUGGAAUGCGGUCAAAUCACGAGUGGAGCAGCUCAAGCUCAAUAUGACCGACGAGGAAAUCAAGGAUGCGACUGCUAAAAUCAAGGAGCUGGCCGACGUUCGGACACAAUCGAUGGAUGACGUCGACUCGCUGCUCCGAGUUUAUCAUUCUGGAAUCCAGUCUGGAGAAUUGGCAGUCGGGCAGAAGGAAGCUCUGGACCGUCUACUUAGACGACACCGGGAGGAGGCACAAAAUUCAGAGUUGUCGUAG